Messenger RNA from Quercus robur (English oak), 2304 nucleotides. RefSeq lists its product as uncharacterized. Lineage: Eukaryota; Viridiplantae; Streptophyta; Magnoliopsida; Fagales; Fagaceae. The record is from RefSeq and is a predicted model, not a curated record. The transcript has 9 exons. Bases 1 to 2304 code for a protein of 767 amino acids.
AUGGGUAAGAAACGCCGAUUGCCAGUUGUAGAAGUUGGCGAAGGACCCUCGAGUUCACGACAGAGAGGGGAGGAGCUGCAAGCCGCCCAUACUAGUGAUGCUGGGUCACAACCCACAGGAAAGGAGAGGGACCAUCCAUUGACAAUUGUGCAAGUUGGCCAAGGUUCAUCACGCUCACGAGACAUCAUGCAGGAGGAGUUAAGGGCCGCCUAUGAUGCUGAGCACGCAAGAUGGGAGGAAGGAGAUGAUUAUGAUGAUGAUGAGACACAGCCGCCUUCUGCAGGCGAUUUGGUCCAACAAACCGCACCAUCCAAUGAUGGGCGUGCAGAAGAUUCAGUUCGGGAAUCCCCAAUAUCUAAUAAUAUAAAUAAAAAACGUGGAAUAACGCUAAUGCAGCGUAUAUGGGCUCUUCCACCGAACAAGAAACUUGUAUGUGGGUUAAAUGGGAGCAAGCAACCGGUUGGGGAAAGCGGGCAAACAUUCAAAAGGUGGUUGGGCACCUUAUGCAUCUGCCGCAACUAUUGCCCACUUAUGCCUGCUACUUGGACGCAUGUCGACCGUAAAUGCAAAGAAAACGCUUGGGUAGAGAUAGAGAAAAAAUGGAUCAUUGACCCAGAGAUUAUUAGCCCAGCUAAUCAAAUGAACUGGGCAAUGCACUUGUUAGGAGAGUUGAGAAGAAACCGAAGAAGUAAGUUAAAAAAAAAAUGCUACCCAAAAGAUGCGUUAAAAGAAGAUGUUUAUCAAAGUAAACCAUCUUGGGCUGACGAGCAGGACUACCGCGCACUAGUUGACUAUUGGUUUGAUGCUAAAACGAAGGACUUAGUGGAAACGAACAAGAGAAGCCGUUCGUUUCAGACGGAUAUAGCGAGGACAGGGCCUAUAAGUUUUGCACAAACUGCUGACAAUAUGGCAAAAGAAAACGGCCAAGCAGUGGAGCGUGCAGAUGUUUUCAUAAAAGCAUACUGCACGAAAGAUGGGACUCCUAUUAGUAAUGUAGUGCGAGACAAGAUUGAUAAAAUGAAAGACAUUUUAAACAACGGGGGCAAGCUAGUAGGAGACCAUCGCGAUGGAAUUCUCUGGGCAAAAGAUGAUGCGUUCGCUCAAGUGAUGGGCAAAGAACGUUCUGGACGUGUCCGUGGGGUCGGGUUUGGACCAACCCCAUCAGGAAGAAGUGGGUCCAACCUUCCAUGUGUGCCUGGGCCGUCGUCCACUGAAACGGUCCAACGAAUGACUGCAUUGGAAAAUUCGAUGAGGGACCAACUUGCUGACGCAGAGCAAAGGCAUCAGCAGCAACUAGCCGAAGCACUGGCCGAAGCAAAGCAGGAGUCAGAUGCACGGCAUGAGCAGCAACUAGCCGAAGCACUGGCCGAAGCAAAGCGGGAGUCAGAUGCACGGCAUGAGCAGCAAAUGGCCGAAGCAAUGCGCGAAUCAGAAACACGGCAUCAGCAGCAGCUGGACGAAACAAAGCGGGAAAUGGCCGAUACAAAGCAGAGAAUGGAUGAAAUAGUAGCCUUCUUCCAAAAGAACAUGCCCAGUUUAAGUGGAUAUUCAGAUAACCUCAUUGAUAUCAUCAUUAGUUGCAUAUCUUCUGUUUCGACGUCUCUUCUCUUUAAUGGAGGGAGCCUUAAACCCGUCAAGCCUUUGAGAGGAAUAAGGCAAGGUGAUCCGUUUAUCCUUUGUAUGGAAUAUUUGAGCCAGCUCAUCCAAGAGAAAUGCGAGGCCAAAGUGUGGUGUCUGGUCAAGGCGUCUAAGAGUGGCCCUUCAUUCUCUCAUCUCUAUUUUGCUGAUGAUCUUGUGCUCUUUGCCAAGGCUAAUGCAGUUAAUUGUAAUGCCAUCAGAGAGGUGAUUGACACCUUUUGUAAAUGCUCUGGGCAAACUGAUGAUAGGGAGGCUUUCAGUGAUAUUCUCGGCUUCCAUCAAACGGAGUACUUGGGGAAAUACUUAGGCUUCCCUAUCAAACACCAAGGGAAUAACAACCAGGACUUUGGUUUUGUUCUAGAUAGAGUAAAGAGUAAGCUUGUGGGGUGGAAAGCAAAUCUCCUAUCCUUGGCUGGGAGAGUAGUUUUGAUUCAGGCUUCAUCUUCAGUUGUUCCAGCAUAUAUAAUGCAAAGUAAUCUACUGCCUAGCAAGGUGUUAGAGGAUAUUGAGUGGGUUAAUAGAAAUUUCUUGUGGGGUUCGACUGAGAGCAAAGGAAAAAUGCACUGGGUGGGCUGGAAGAAGGUCACUAGACCUAAAGAUGAAGGGGGUUUGGGGCUUCAAACAGCUAAAGGAAGAAAUACAACGCUUUUAGCAAAGCUAAACUGA